Purpureocillium lilacinum is the source of this 219-nucleotide messenger RNA. Its product is annotated as DASH complex subunit dad4. The record is from RefSeq and is a predicted model, not a curated record. Gene Ontology annotation, cellular component: DASH complex; mitotic spindle. Gene Ontology annotation, biological process: attachment of spindle microtubules to kinetochore. NCBI's taxonomy places the organism in Eukaryota, Fungi, Ascomycota, Sordariomycetes, Hypocreales, Ophiocordycipitaceae.
AUGGAGAGCCCGCACGAGCAUCAGCAGAACCUCCUGCUGUCCCGCAUCAUCACCAACGUGGAGAAACUCAAUGAAGCAGUCGUCGUCAUGAACAAGAGCCUACAAGAAAUCAACAUUCAGAACAUGAACGUCGAGCUGGUGGCGCAAAUGUUCAAGAACUACCAGUCCAACGUGCUGUUCCACCUCGAAGCUACGGAUAACCUCAAGCCGCCGUCGUAG